Molecule: messenger RNA, 713 nt
Organism: Teleopsis dalmanni
Lineage: Eukaryota; Metazoa; Arthropoda; Insecta; Diptera; Diopsidae
Product: RING-box protein 1A-like
Exons: 2
Coding region: 171-575 (134 amino acids)
Biological process (GO): protein ubiquitination; ubiquitin-dependent protein catabolic process
Cellular component (GO): cullin-RING ubiquitin ligase complex; nucleus
Molecular function (GO): cullin family protein binding; ubiquitin protein ligase activity; zinc ion binding
Source: RefSeq, a predicted model, not a curated record
UAAAAAAUUAAUUAAGAAUUUAGCCAUAUCCGGCGGUGUGAAUCGCUACACAUUUCGUUUUCUCCAUGUAGGCUUUUGUGUUCAAAUUAUAUAUCAAUCAACAAAAUUCUUGAUAUCUUGGUUUAAAAAUUUUCUUAGUAUUUACUGAUAAAAAAAGUCCACGUUUCAAAAUGUCGAGAAACGUGGAAGAAUAUCAGGUGUCAAGUUCUAGUAACAAAAAUAGAGAUACUGUUGCAGAAGAGGCAUUAAGCAGUGAUGACAAUCCAACAUGUAGCUCAAAGUCUGCUAAUGAAUAUUUAUCUUGUAAAAAAUGGGACAAUUCUAGUACAUGUUGUGCGAAUAAACCUGAAGGAAAAUGUGCGAUUUGUCGAAAUUUGUUAUCGGAUUUAUGUAACGAAUGUCAGGCACAAAUGGUUACUAUUGAUGAUUACAAAUGCUUUGUAGUAUGGGGUAAGUGUAAUCAUGCGUUCCAUUGGCACUGCAUAUUGCCUUGGCUGGAGAAGAAUUCUAUUUGCCCGGUAGAUCAGCAGGAAUGGCAGACUAAAAAAGUUAGCAACGCAAGCGAUAAAUUAUGAACCAUGGUUCUAGCAAAUACCCUAAUUAUCCAACCAAGUUUACAUAAAACACUGACACGAAAAUUAUUCUUAGUGUUGCCUUAAAUAGUUCACUGUUCAAAUCACAUUGUUAAAAUUAAAAAAUUAAUCCGUUUUUAA